AUGGCCGCGCGACCACACCCGAUCUUUCCACGCGAGGCAGUCCAAAGUUGCCUUCCUGACCUUCUUGUAGCCCCCACCCAGCGCGAGCAAAUCCUCUGCAAUGCACGAUAUCAGCUUGUUGGCCCGCUGCAUCAAUGGUCGAACUUUGAGGCAAAUCUCGAGGCUAGCAUGCCCACACGAGCCAAGCUACAACAUGCCCAGAACACGAAAUCUUCGACGACUUGA
Molecule: messenger RNA, 225 nt
Organism: Penicillium samsonianum
Lineage: Eukaryota; Fungi; Ascomycota; Eurotiomycetes; Eurotiales; Aspergillaceae
Exons: 1
Coding region: 1-225 (74 amino acids)
Source: RefSeq, a predicted model, not a curated record